ACCACCAAUCACAAAAUGGGAUAGAGGGCAUGUGAUUAAACUCCCGCGAAAGUUGGCCAAAAAAAUGCCAGCUGACCGGGGGAGAUUGUAAACAACCGGGUUGGCCAAAAUGCAGUGCUGAUGUAGUCUACUAAAAAGUAAAACAAAGGGCUUGGGGAUAUGGAAAAAUGAAACCACCCGUAAUAACUAGAAAAUAGUUUGCUUCGUCGCAUAUUUACUCAGCUGCAUGUUAAAAUGGAUAAUUUUCAGAAGAUUGAGAAGAUCGGUGAAGGAACGUAUGGAGUCGUUUACAAAGCGAGAGACCGAGAAUCCGGAAAAAUGGUUGCACUGAAGAAAAUCAGACUUGAUACGGAAUCUGAAGGAGUUCCAAGCACAGCGAUCCGGGAGAUUGCACUCCUCAAGGAGCUUGAUCAUUCAAAUGUUGUCAGAUUACAAGAUGUAGUUCACAAUGAUAAGAAACUGUACCUCGUGUUUGAGUUUCUUGAUCAAGACCUGAAGAAGUUUAUGGACAGCUCUACGCUAGGCUUACCCAUGCCCCUAAUAAAGAGUUACCUUCAUCAGCUUCUGAAAGGCGUAGCGUAUUGCCACUCACACCGAGUCAUCCACAGGGACUUGAAGCCCCAAAAUCUCCUCAUCGACAAACAUGGUAGCAUCAAAUUGGCGGAUUUUGGACUUGCGAGGGCAUUUGGGGUACCCCUUAGGACAUACACACACGAGGUUGUCACGUUAUGGUAUAGGGCAGCUGAGAUUCUGCUAGGAUGCAGGUUUUAUCUUCCAGCAGUUGACGUUUGGAGCAUAGGCUGUAUUUUUGUUGAAAUGAUAACAAGAAGGGCAUUGUUCCCUGGAGACUCCGAGAUCGAUCAACUCUUCCGCAUCUUCCGUACCCUAGGCACACCAGACGACACUGUGUAUCCUGGCGUCACCAAGCUCCCAGAUUACAAGUCAACGUUUCCUAAGUGGAGAAAACAAGACCUGGGUAAAGUUGUCCCCGUUUUGGACAGCGAAGGGAAAGACCUAUUACAGAAAAUGCUGUGCUACAAUCCUGACCACAGAGUAUCAGCAAAGGCUGCCUUGAGCCAUCCCUUCUUCAAUGAUGUACAGCUGAUCAAACCUCAAAACAUGGAUUCCUGAUGGACAAAUGCUCUCCACCAAUCAGUCUGGUACACGGAUGAUGUGUCCUCAGACCUACGUAUUCUAUCCCUGGUUGUGUGGAUAUGUGUACUAUAUGGAACUGAAAGGGUCACUUGCUGAACCAAGUACUGCAAACGGUUAAUCUUUGGCAGAUUUGGUUGUCAGAUCGUCGAGAUGUAAAUGAAGUACAAAAAUGCCGACCCGUCUAUGUCAAGCAAGGACAAGAUACAUAUGUACCAACUGAUAGAAGUGCUGUGAGGAGGCUAUACAGGAAUUUGGGGAGACCAAAUUUUAAUCAUUUAGCCCUCCGUAUGGAUGUUAUUUAUUCCCGGUACUAUUCAUUGUGUACUCUCCAUUUGAAACACAGAAACAAUUAUGAGGAAGAAACCGGGCCAUUCCAUAGCUGUGUGAGCCAUGACUCGAAGUCUCAUACAGCAGCUGACCCUUAAUUUUCCCACACUUAUGGAAAACAAAAAUGUCUGCUACAAGGCAAGCACAGUUUAGGUUCACGUUUUGUUUGAUUAAAAAAAGAAAGCUCAGAAAGAGGAAUUCAUUUGAAUCUCCUCAAAUUGUGGAAAAUAUGUAUGAACCCACCAAUCCAGGCACGUUAUUCUGUCACGAAGACCCCUUCAAAGGCAAAGGCAUUGUGUAGCUAUUGUUAAGAUAAUUUGUCAUUGGGGCAGUAGCUUUGCAUAAUAGCGUGCACAAUGGUUUCACCAUUGAAGGGGGCCUCAUUUGUGUACAGACAAUGAUCACGUGCCUGGAUUCCUCUGUAGUAUAAUAUCUUACUUUGGAUCUGUCGACCAAGUAGUUGUCUUUUGUCUUUACAUGAGUAUAGCAAAGCAGAAUUAGUGGGAGGAAGAACAGUGCACAGUGUGCAAAAUGAUGUUCUCAUUUGGUCAGUCAUUGAAAUGUGGAAAACGUGACACACCCCAAGACUUUAGUGCCUUUUAUGAAAUUCUUUAGCGUGUUUUGAUUCACUUUAUGAAGGUUUUAAUAUUAAUUUUGUUUUAAUGUAUUUAUUUAUUUGAUUUUUUAAUUUGGGAGGGGAGGGAGGCUUGGGUUAUUCUUUCAAUUUUUUGUUUUUUGAUUUUAAAAUCAUUUGGUCUGAAUUCCAGGUGUUUUCAUUAAUUUUAGAUUUGAUGAAAAUCAUCCCGUGAACUUAGUGGUUUUUUUUUAUUUGUAUGUAGUCGUACUGCUCAUUACCUUGAUUAAGUACUUUCAAAUAAUGUGUUUGAUGCAAGUCCCAGCUUGUAUGAGCAGUAAAAACACUGUCUAGAUGUGUUUAUGAGUUUGCUGCUUGUUUUAUGCAUGUUUGUGCAUACUCAAUUUAUUCCAUCGAUUGAGCCGUGUAUGUUUUCCUGUGAACUCUAUGUGGACGUCAAGGUCAGAUCAUAUGGCUCUUGUAUUUGGACAUGCAUAAUUAAGCUUGCCUGACAAAGGAUUGGCUCGUUUCCAGAAUGUUUCUCACUAUAACCAUCUGGUUUUAAUGAUUCCAUUUUUUAAUAAAAUCAGAAUGAUGCCUGAAUAAAUAGAAUUCUACACACGGUGCAAGUCAUUUAGCUGCAUUGCCAAUCUCUGCACAUAUGACUAUAUGCAAUAACUUAUGUUGAGGAGUUGUUUAAAGGCAUUUUCAGACUCCAAGUGCAAAUUUUAGGGGUAAAUGAGUGUUUAAAGAAAGUCUAAACAGUCUUUAUCCUUCAAUUUUAAUAUGAUUGUUCACACACCUUAGGGAGUUGGGGUUAACAAAACCACUGCUUACAUUUUGUGUCGUUUCAGUAGGUGUUCUAGGUCAAGGGUCAGCCAAAGACCUCUUCA
Patiria miniata (bat star) is the source of this 2949-nucleotide messenger RNA. RefSeq names its product cyclin-dependent kinase 2-like (gene cdk2). Gene Ontology annotation, cellular component: cyclin-dependent protein kinase holoenzyme complex; nucleus; cytoplasm. The transcript is spliced from 7 exons. The coding region runs from base 235 to 1131 and encodes 298 amino acids. Gene Ontology annotation, biological process: G1/S transition of mitotic cell cycle; regulation of G2/M transition of mitotic cell cycle; signal transduction. The record is from RefSeq and is a predicted model, not a curated record. Gene Ontology annotation, molecular function: cyclin-dependent protein serine/threonine kinase activity; cyclin binding; ATP binding. Lineage: Eukaryota; Metazoa; Echinodermata; Asteroidea; Valvatida; Asterinidae.